UUUGUGCUCCGAACCAAGAGAACCAACCAGCAAACCAAACUUAAGAUGCGCGCCUUCAUCGUCAUGUGCCUGGUGGCAGUCGCCUGCGCCGAUAAGCUCGGCUACAACUACCAGCCCGUGGGCCACUCCAGCUCCGGACUGUCCUUUGCUCCAGGAAGUGGCAGCAUUGGAGGAGGAUCUAUUGGAGGAGGAUCCCUUGGAGGCGGUUCCCUUGGAGGUGGAUCCAUUGGAGGAGGUUCCAUUGGAGGAGGAUCCCUAGGAGGAGGCUUGAUUGGAGGCGGUUCCAUCGGUGGUGGCUCCCUCGGAGGUGGCCUCGACUCCGGUCUUGGUGGCUUGAGCGGUCUUGGUGGCCUGGGCGGUGGUGACGCCCUGAGCGCCCCUGUCUCCUACAACGCCCCCGCUCCCUCUGGCGAACUCGAGAAGGAGUUCUUCUCCUACACCGCCAACGAGCAGGACUUCGAUGAGCCCCAGGAACUGGAACGCGUUGCCAACUCCGUGAACAAGGGACUCCGUGUGGUCUUCAUCAAGGGACCCGAGAACCGUGGCCUGGAGAACGCCGCCCUGGCUCUGGCCAAGCAAGCUGCCCAGCAGGAGACCGCCAUCUACGUCCUGAACAAGCAGGCCGACAUCGGUGAUCUUGCCCAGAAGCUGAACGCCAUCAAGAGCAACUCCAACAACAAGCCCGAGGUGCACUUCGUCAAGUACAGGACUCCCGAGGAUGCUGCCAACGCCCAGCAUGCCAUCCAGUCGCAGUACGACCAGCUGGGAGGAUCCUCUCAGGCCCACAACGGUGGAGUGGCCUCCGCCCUGAACUUCGCCUCCGCUGGUCCCGUCCAGAAGGCUCAGGCCCAGAUCCCUGAGAACUCCUACCUGCCCACUUCGGUCUUCCGUCGUCGUUUGUAAACACUUCCUAACGACUUCGUGAUGAAGCCGUAGCCUUCCUUGUUAAAACUUAUUGUUGAAAUCUAUUGAUAAAUAAUAUAAAAAUUGAAAACCAA
Drosophila subpulchrella is the source of this 998-nucleotide messenger RNA. RefSeq names its product keratin, type I cytoskeletal 10. The record is from RefSeq and is a predicted model, not a curated record. The transcript is spliced from 2 exons. Lineage: Eukaryota; Metazoa; Arthropoda; Insecta; Diptera; Drosophilidae. Bases 46 to 903 code for a protein of 285 amino acids.